AGCAGCGUGGGCCGGGGCUGCGGCUGCUCCGCUGCGCUGGUUUUUACUUUGACUUUUACUUUUCAGCCUGAAGCUGUGAAAAAAGAAGUGAAGAAGGAGGAGGCGAGCAGAGGAAGCUCUGGCUUGAAGAAAUACAAGGAGGGAUCGGGAGCGGUGCAGACAGCAGCUGCUCAUCCCGCAGUGGAGCCCAGCGCCGUGAAGAAAGAACCCGUCUCCAUCCCUGCUGUGGAGGACGAGCUGCCAGCGGUGAAGACGGAGCCUUCGGAGCCGCAUCCCGAAGGAGCGCAGAGGGAUCCUGGUGCAGGGCUGGCGGAACAAAGCAGCGGGGAGGCAGGGGCUGAACUCACUGGUGCGCCCAUGGGAGCAGCUGGGGCCCAGUUACCCGCAGCGAAGGCAGAAGAGAAGCUGCUGCCUCCUCCCAGCACGGGGAAGGAGGAGGUGAUUGCAGACGGCGCUGCCUCGAAGCUCCCUGUGCACACAGUCGGAUCCACGGCGCAGAAGGGAGAGGAGCUGGGAGCUGCAGGGCCGGGUGCCGCCGGGGAGCAGCCAGGAGCAGAACCAGGCAGGGCUGCUGCACCGCUGGCAGCAGGGAGGACGUCGGGGGCCGUCCCCAAAGCAGUGCCUGCUGCUGGGCCUGCCCAGAUGGGCCCUUGUGGCAUCGCACCCAGAAACCCUGGCAAAAAGACAAGCGUUGAUGAGCAAACGGACCGUGAAAAGCAGGGGGCUCCGACAGCAGGGGUGAAUCCUGAGCCUGAGGAUGGGGCGGCAACGGGGGGGAUGCUGGCUGGAGAUGGGGCCGGAAUGGACGUGGAGGUGAGAGCAGAAGGGGCUGCUGGGGAGCAGGGCUCCAGGCUGAAGUGUGCAGCAGAGGUGGAGAAGAAACGCCAGCGGUGCGAGGCUGAGGUUGGGGCUGCCGUGGAAAACGCCGGUAGGAACGGGAAGGAAAAGAAGGGAAGUUGCAGCAAAGCGCCUCAAAGCAAGGAGACGAGGGCAGCAAAAACAAAAGAAGCUGCCAAAGCUGCCGCGUCCAACUCCUCCUCGUCCAUCCAGGAGCCUUCCUCCGCUCCUAAAGCCGUCCUGAAGGCGUCUGUUCCUGAUGCGUUGGCGCCGGGGGCUGCGGUGCACAGAAGCAAACCUGCCCUGUGCAAAGGAGAGGAGCAGGCAGCUUCCUCCAAAGCCAGGCCCCAGGGAGCAGCAGCGGGGCAGAAGAAGGCAGCGUGGAAGGAGGAAGGUCAGCCCAGAGCCGGCCCGAUUCAGCCGAGCAGCUCUGCGAAGGGCGGCAAUGGGAGGAAUGCGUCCCAGCAGGAGAAGGACUCCCAUGUGGAGCCCAGGGCCGGCUCCAAGCAAUCCCAGCAGGGGGAGAGCAGAUCGUCCGGCACGAGGAGAGACGGCAGCACUAAGGUGAGCAGGGCACGAGGGCUGCUGGCUGACUGUGUGCUUCUGGCUUGUGUGCAGCAUGGGCCGGUGGGGCUGCGUUCCCCUUCCCCAUCCUCGCUGUGCUUUGGGCCAGCGGCCACCUUGGAGUCGCAUGGGAGCCAAAACGAGGGCGAAACGUGGCCCAGGUUUGAAACGGGACAGGCUGGAUGGAGCAGCCCUUGAAAGCAGCCCUGCAGAGAGGU
Lagopus leucura (white-tailed ptarmigan) is the source of this 1619-nucleotide messenger RNA. Its product is annotated as collagen alpha-1(I) chain-like. The transcript is spliced from 2 exons. The record is from RefSeq and is a predicted model, not a curated record. NCBI's taxonomy places the organism in Eukaryota, Metazoa, Chordata, Aves, Galliformes, Phasianidae. The annotation marks the transcript as partial.